Messenger RNA from Prorocentrum cordatum, 1569 nucleotides. The record is from the annotation of a GenBank genome assembly. NCBI's taxonomy places the organism in Eukaryota, Dinophyceae, Prorocentrales, Prorocentraceae.
AUGCCCUCCGUCACCACGGUGACCCCGCGGGGCGCCCGCCACCUCGCGGGGAUCUGCAUCUGUAUCGGCCCUGCGCUGGCCGCGGCCGCCGCAGAGCCAGCGCGGCAGCUGCCGGCCACCUGCGAGGCGGCUGCCGUUGGAGGGGGCUGGGCCGGCGUCUACUCCGCCUACCGCCUCGCGGCCCUAGGAGUGCAGGUCUGUCUCUUCGAAGCCACCGAGCGAAUCGGCGGGCGCACCUACUCGCACCGCUUCGAGGUUGGCCACCGCCACGAGAACUUCACCCUGGACCUGGGCGCCUACCGCUUCUCGCCAGACAUGCACCUCCCGGGAGACAUCAUCCUGCGCAAUUUGCGCUUGCCAGUCUCCUGCUACGAGCCAGACUGUCCCGAUGCUUCCCUGGACUUCCCGCCGCCCUUCCACUUCAAUUACAGCGCACCCCUCGUUCGGAUCGUGGAUGGCGAUGGCAUGCCGGCAGGCUAUGUGACUGCGAUUGAUGGCAUGGUAGACGAGAUCAAGAAGGUUGGCGGCAGCGUCUUCCUGCACGCCCGACUCACAGACGUGGAGCCCAUGGAGGGCUCACGUUCGGUUCGGCUGCAUUUCGACGACCACGUUGUGGAGGUCCAGAAGGUGCUCUUGAACUUGCCACGCCAAGCGAUCCUCGGACUGCCCACGUUGCUGGCGGCGACGCCCCAGCGAACGGUGAAGAUGCAGGAGUGCGUGAAGUUCGACAUUCCAACCACCUUCUUUCCGCCAGGGGAGAAGUUCGACUUGGGACGCAGUUUGACGAAGGCGUAUGCCUUCUACGAAGAGGCAUGGUGGCACACAAGACUGAACAAGACUUCGGGGCAGUGGCCAUCCAACGCGUUCGUCCCCGUGAACACCUCAGUGGGCAUCCCCAUCGGCAUCCACUUCAAUGACGGCCCCGUCCGCUGUGAGGCCCCGGGCGUGGGAUGCCGUGGCUUCCUGGAGGUCUUCUACGCCCCCGCCUCCGAGACGUUCUUCGAGAGCCUGCGCCCCAGCCCCCUCGAGCCCCUCGGCCUGCUCCGCGAGGGCGGCGCUGGCACGGCGAAGCUGCAGCAGCUCCACGCGGCGAUCCUGGAGGCCACCGCGGAGCUCUGGGAGCGGGCCUCGGUGGCCAGGCCCACUGCGCCCCCCACGCUGCUGGCGGUCGGCGUCUGGAGCCGCGAAGGACACGGAUACACGGCACCGACCAAGGUCUACUACAGCACCUCUGCCGCCGUGCCUGGCGGACCAGACCCCCUCGAGCGCGCCUGUGGUGUGCCGGGUCUCUCGGAGGCGGAGUACCGGCUCGCUGUGCUGGCGCCCCUGGCGUCCCACGACCUUCUCGUGGCGAACAACGACUGGGUCGCGCAGACCACGGAGACGCUGUUCGGGGACUGGGCGGAGGAGAGCCUGCUCCAGGCCGAGAGGGGCCUCAGGUUGCAGGGUUUCUCCGCCCCGGGCUGGCUGGACGCGGCGUACUACCGGGCAAAGGUUGCGGACGUGCUCGCGUCGGACCUCGGCCUCCGCGCUGGCGGCAGAGGCCCCGUGACUCAGGUUCUGGUGUGA